AUGCCAGCUGGUGACAAGGGCAAUAAGGGGCUCGACGGCAACAUGUUGUGCCAUUCGACAUCACCCAAAAUAUGGCCGAAGACAGUGGGUGAUGUGUUGGUCGAAGUUUUGGAACCGAAAUCAUUUCUCAAGCUCAAAUGUACUGUACCAGAUGGCCAAGCUGUUGCCGCUGCCGAGCUUCUUUUGGAUCUUGACACAAUAAAGUCAUACCGCAUUGACAAUAGACAGUUGAUCAAUGAUUGGUCUUUGGUUGCUAGAUCUACUGGCCCGCUGUUUCUUCAUCGUGGCUUCGGACCUCAUCAGUUCAGUCAUCAGUGUACAGACUUGAGUCAAACGGCCGGCACCGACUCGUUAUUGGUUUGGAACAUUGGAAUUGAAUGCUUUGCGCUCUCCUCCAAGCACGGCCCUUGUUUCUCAAAUUUGCGCCGCUCAUUACUCCGCGACACUCCCAUUUCGGCUGAACAAGAACGACAGCUGUUUUCAAGCAGUUCGAAGUGUUUGACGGGGAACCGUGCCGACUUAUCAACGCAUGAGAUUGAGCAACACCUUGGACCAAAUGCCUGCUUAAUCGUCCUUCCAAUUGAGUGGAAUGCCGAUCAGCCACUCUUCUGUCUAGAUAUCGAGCGCUACAACGACUUCAGCAUGUCGUCCAGAUCGUUAUCGUAUUCCACAUAGCAUCACUAUAACUAAACCUGAAACACGCUUGAGGAGUUGGAAGCUACAGCUGCAAUGCGCUCGUAUUAAUCCAUUUGUCUGCAAAGGUGGUCGAUGACCUUGCAUUCCUUCCUCCUCUGAGCAACAUCAAAGCAUAGCACAGCGCGCUAUCGCAGCGCUACUUCGCAGUAGAAACAUAGUGUGCUCAUUGCAGUCAAAACACAUUUCAGACCUCGACUUGUCUGGGAAAUGGCAUCCAGCAUGGUGUCCGGAGCGGUCCCUAUUUGCAGUCACCCAUAGUUCUUUUCAGCAUAUUCAAUAGCAAGUGUUGGAGCCAAUCGAUGCUAUUCGAUGCACAAGCUGCCAGCAUAGUAGAACGACCUGUCAGCAGCAGAUGAUGGCCAUGGUCGUGUGUAGU
Protomyces lactucae-debilis is the source of this 1072-nucleotide messenger RNA. RefSeq lists its product as uncharacterized. NCBI's taxonomy places the organism in Eukaryota, Fungi, Ascomycota, Taphrinomycetes, Taphrinales, Protomycetaceae. The record is from RefSeq and is a predicted model, not a curated record. Bases 1 to 675 code for a protein of 224 amino acids. The transcript has 2 exons.